Molecule: messenger RNA, 495 nt
Organism: Vicia faba (fava bean)
Lineage: Eukaryota; Viridiplantae; Streptophyta; Magnoliopsida; Fabales; Fabaceae
Source: the annotation of a GenBank genome assembly
AUGCACCUCCCGGAGUUCAUCCAAGAUCAAUCAAUACAACUAUUCAAGGAAGAUGAAGAACACUCAUUUCCAAAUCCACCACGGAACACCUUCGGCCGCGAUAUCGUCGCUGUAAAUCUCGCCAAAAAAUCACCCAAACUAGAACAACUCAGACUUGUCGAAGAAAGACUCGUGCGCCUCGACGACCUCCGUAAACAGCUGCACCAACAAUAUCCACCGCAGCCCGUGACUCCAUCAUCCAUGUCGUUGAAAUCGCAGCUUCCCCGAGUCCCUUCCAUUCACCACUUCCAAUUUCAAAUCGAAGCCAUUACGGGUCUAUCCAUAACCUUCAGUGACGACAAUAGACUCUCCUUCACCUGCUCCGACCAGAUCCUGAUGGAAUCACACGCUCUUCUCCAAUACUGUGGUUUUGCGAGAGAAGUACUUGAGAAUGUCAGAAAUGGAAGAGAUGUUCAACGUGGAGCAGAGAAGGAAAUAAAUAGUAUCAAUUUCUAA